AGCGCUGCACGCGAAAGAACGUCCUUAUUUCUUUUUUCUUUCGAAAAGGGGAUAUCCCCGGCCUCUGCAUCCAAAGAACGUCCUUAUUGGCAGAGAUAUAGCGUAGAAUCGAGUGGCAGGGACGACCGAGCUUGGCCGACGGCGCAGCAGCUAGGGAGCCAGCGGCGUAGGCGACGAGGAUGCCGCCGCCGCGGGUGUGCGUGACCGGAGGCGGCGGGUACAUCGCGUCGUGGCUCGUCAAGCUGCUCCUCUCCCGGGGCUACGCCGUCCACGCCACGCUCCGCCACCCAUGCGAUCCGAAGAACGCGCAUCUGAUGCGGCUGGACGGGGCGGCGGCGAACCUGCGGCUGUUCAAGGCCGACGUGCUCGACCACGCCGCGCUGGCCGCCGCCGUCGCCGGGUGCGAGGGCGUCUUCCAUGUCGCCUCCCCCGUGCCCGCAGACAAAAUCGUCAAUCCUGAGACACAAGUAAUGGCCCCCGCCGUGGAAGGCACCUUGAAUGUUCUUCGGGUCUGCUCAUCUAUGAAGGUUCAGAAAGUUGUGGUGGUGUCAUCCACUGCUGCUGUCCAUUUUAACCCCAACUGGCCUCAGGGUAGACCCAAAGACGAGAGUUGCUGGUCAGACUGGAAAAUAUGCAUGGAGAAUGAGCUCUGGUAUUCCGUUUCUAAGACUGUUGCUGAAGAGACAGCCUUGGAAUAUGCAGAGAAAAAUGGGCUGCAUGUUGUUACAGUAUGUCCUUGUAUUGUUUUUGGCCCACAACUGCAACCUAUUGUCAAUGCAAGCAGCGAACUCCUCAUCUAUGUUAUAAAAGGAGGUCCUAAUGCUAUUAACGAUAUGCUGUGGCACAUAGUCGAUGUCCGUGACGUGGCCGAUGCUUUGCUUCUGGUAUACGAGAAACCAGAAUCGUCCGGAAGAUACAUCUGCGCACCGAACUACAUGAGGGCAAAGGCUGUGCUGGAGUUGCUCAAAAAGACGUACCCUGGCUACAAUUAUGUCAAGUGCAAGGCUGGUGCGGACCAUGACACUAGGAUCACGCCGAUGUCGUCGGAGAAGUUGAGGAAUCUGGGCUGGAAACCCAGAGAAGUGGAGGAGACGCUCCUGGAUAGCGUCGAAUACUGCCGAGAGACAGGGAUUCUGCAGGACGUCGAGGGACGGUCUUACCGCCUUCCUGAUGUCUUCCGCCUUUUUCAUGCCGCAGAGGAAUGAAUCGAUCACGGCAGUUUCACUUAACUUAUUCUCCCUUGGCCAUUGUGUGUGUGUGGAAUUGCUGAAGUAUGUAUCUGUCGCCGGACCCGUGUUCGUAUGGAUUGCGUGCGGUAACUCCUGUAGCUGUACAAAUAUGUUUCGCCUUCUAUUUCUUCUCU
Molecule: messenger RNA, 1363 nt
Organism: Brachypodium distachyon (stiff brome)
Lineage: Eukaryota; Viridiplantae; Streptophyta; Magnoliopsida; Poales; Poaceae
Product: cinnamoyl-CoA reductase 2
Exons: 6
Coding region: 180-1205 (341 amino acids)
Molecular function (GO): oxidoreductase activity, acting on the CH-OH group of donors, NAD or NADP as acceptor
Source: RefSeq, a predicted model, not a curated record